Messenger RNA from Stylonychia lemnae, 996 nucleotides. Lineage: Eukaryota; Ciliophora; Spirotrichea; Sporadotrichida; Oxytrichidae. The record is from the annotation of a GenBank genome assembly.
AUGGAAAGGAAUAAAAAAAUUUUAGUUAUAGGAGAUAGCUAGGUUGGAAAAUCAACUCUAUUCCAAACCUUAUUUAGCAGCUAUGACAAUUUCUAAGAGGAGAUUGAUAUUAAGGUAAAGAAAGAAUUCCCAAAAUAAACUGUGGGAUGCAUGGUUCAUGUGCAUCAUUUAAACUAAUACUACAAAGAACUCAAUAUAUCUGACCAAUAUACUGAAGGUAAAUUCCAUCUCCACUUAAUCAUUAAGAUUAGUAGACAUCUCAUAAUACAGGCAUAUCCACAGAAGUAGAUUUUUUUCUUGAGUUUCACGAUAUAUAAGGCUUAGCACUCUAAAAUCAAGGACAAGGAGCAUGGAUAAAAACGUAUUUAGGCUAAAACUAUGAUGGAGUUAUAAUUGCUGAAUCAGCAGAAACGGAAAAAUUCGCAAAGUAUGGAAAUAGAGUCUGAAGAUUUUCAGACUAUGGGUUCAAAUCAAAAUAUUUAGAGAGCAAUAAAGUCAAUGCCUGUCUUGGUAGUUGGUUGUAAAAAGGAUCUAGUUGACUAAAACAGAGCCUAAUACUUAGUGAUAAAUAUUAAAGUCAUGAAGAAAAUAAAGGAGAUAGAUCCAGAUAAUCAGAUUUAGUACCUCGAAACAGGUAUCAAUGGCCUCGGAAUUAGACAGAUUAAUCAUGAUGACUUCAAACUAUUUGUAUAGAAAGUUUACGGAAAUAUUAUUGAGUUGAAGUUUGAUGAUCAUACUAUUUCAUUUCUAACUUUUGAGUCUCUCUUAAACUUGGUCAAAUAUUUCAAUUUAUUCUUCUUUGGUCUUAUUGUCGAAGACGCCUUCCUUAUCCAUAAGUCUCCAUAGAUCCUUCCUAAACUUAUACUCUUGGAAAAUUUGAUAUGCCUGUUGGUGAGGUGCUAUAAGCAUGAUAAUUCUUGUAUGAAAAGAACCCACCAAAUAGGAAAAAUAAAGGAGCUGAAAAUAAUUUGCAUGCAAGGCAAUAAUCUUUACUGA